AUGGCACCAGAACAAUAUUCAGAGCUAUUAGAAGAAAUUCAGAUAAAUCUGGAGAAAUUAGAGAGAAAUGUAAUAGAGACAAAAAAGAGGAAAUACCUAAGAGAUAAGGAAGACUAUGCGAGGGACCAAGUAAGAUCAUACACUAAAGUACAAGAGAGAUUUACUAACAAUACGUGGCGAAACACACAGAAUCUCUCUAAAAACAACUACUACACAAAGACAAAUCAAUCAUCAAUAUAUAAUUCUCCACGUAAUGAAAGAUCCAGAAAUAGAUCUAGGACUAAGCUACCACACAGAACAGUCCAUAGAUCCAGAUCAUUAGGAAAGACUAGGGAUGAUUGGGAAACAGUAGUGAGGAGAAAGAGAGUACCAUCACCAAAAAGGUAUCAGGAUAGAACAUCUAGACCCAAUAUACCGUUAAUUAAGCCCUACGACAAUAGGUCACGCACCAAUAUACGUCACGAGACCACACAUUCCCAUCAUAAUAGAUUUCAAUCUUUGAACAUCCCUCAAAAUGAUGAGGAUUUUUGGCCCAGACAUAUGAGGGGACAUUACAAAGAGACCCCCACAUAUCAGGCAUCACCAGGGAAACGGAGAAGAAGUUUAGAGGAAGGGGAGGUAGAGGAGGCAUACGGAUACAAAAAGGAAAGGAGAGAAAUACCCCAAAAAAGAACGGAAUUUUCAACCUCUCUAAACGAGAAUUAA
Molecule: messenger RNA, 705 nt
Organism: Pelobates cultripes (western spadefoot toad)
Lineage: Eukaryota; Metazoa; Chordata; Amphibia; Anura; Pelobatidae
Source: the annotation of a GenBank genome assembly